AUGGCUGCCUUCAACUCCAUGCCGUCGUCUAUGCCGGCCGGUGCUCUGGUAGACGCGAUGCACGGAAAUGCUCUGGGCCAUCAUCACCACCAACAGCAACAUACCCACAAUCAACCUCCUCCCGACCUGUCAUCUAUGCAGCGCUUCGAUGUCGAAAUGAACUUUGAAGAGGCCCUCCUGUACGUUACCUCUAACCGCUCCCCCAUCCUCGGUUCUGCCGCGAUGCUAGAAGAGGGAAACACUGACCAAGGCCAAUGCUUUGCUAGUGACGGAGGUGCCUUGUCACAUCUCCCAUUCAACCCCACCUAUGACUUUGACAGCCUCGCCACCUUUGAAGAUCCCUUUUCUUACUCCGUCAGGGCCUUUGAGCCGCGGCCGAACGAAGAUGCGAUACUCGACGAGUCCUCACCGCAGCAGCUAGACAACAAGCUGCUGGGCUUCUCUGGACCUGCGCUGUCUGCCACAGUUGUCGACGACAUGGGCAAGGUGUGUGACGUAGGCAUGACGGCCGAACUGUACGGCAUGUUCUUCGUCGCCGAGGAUGUAUUUGGCGCCGACAGUACCGGCCGCCCGCUCGAGCUUACGUGCUACCGCCGCAACCUCUGGCAGUGCUCGGGCCAGAUGGUCCUGCCGCGCAUAUUCUCCCACAUUGUCGAUGACCAGGGUCGCCAGGUGCCACUCAUGGACCUCUCAGCCACCAUAUCUGGCGUUGAGUCCAUCGAGGGCAAACCCACCGAGAUCAUCUCCAUCCCAUGGAAGAACUCGGCCGCCCAGGCCGCCGCCGCUGAGGAGCCCAAGACGGCCGGCCCUCCCCCGACCAUCUCCCUCGACCUAGCUGCCGGACAAGAGCUCGAUCCCACACGCGUCGUUCUGCCCUUCAUCUGGAAGCGUCUGCAGUUCAAGCACGCCACAGCCAACAACGGCAGGCGCAAGGGCCUGCAGCAGCACUACAUUGUCCACAUCAACCUCGUCGCCAACGCCAAGGCCGGUGACCCUGUCACCAUUGCAGAGGUCCACUCCGGCCCUGUCAUUGUGCGCGGCCGCAGUCCCCGCAAUUUUGACAGCAGAAAGGACGUUCCUCUCACCGGUGAAAAGAGGAUCGAGAGGAGGAAUACGACUAGCUCCAACGACAGCACCGUCAUAAAGUCCGAGAGGGAUGCACCCAUGAAUGUUCAGCAGCAGAAGCCGCAAUCCUCAAGUACCGUACCACAUGUGAAUGAGUCGGCAACACCACAGUCGUUCCCCCAGCCUAGUCAGAACCCCCACCCGUCCAAGAGAAUGGCCAUUUCCCCGACGGUCCCUAAACCCCCCGUGCCGUCAUGGUCGAGAGAGUCGCCCACCAAGCCCACCGGUUCAAAAACCUCUGGUGCUGCCAAGGGUCGUGCGACGGCCAAGAACAACAACAACAACAACAACAGCCACUCUGCCCCCAUCAACCUCUCUCUCUCCGAGGAUGAGAGGAGUCCCAACCGCUGCAGCGCCGAAGUGGUCAGCCCUCAAAAUGGAAGGGCGGGGACCACAGCUGUAGGAAGGCAGGCGGCGGCGGCGAGUAGUCCGACAGAGUCGGAGGAUCCGCUCUAUGAGUACUUUCCUCUGAGUAUCGAUGACUGGAUGCCUCCUGUCGAUGCUAUAUAUCGACCACAUGUGGUCCACCAUACGGUUAUUCCGCCCGAAAUCAAGGCGCAACAGGUGCACAGCAGGACAAAACGGUAUUUCCUUGCAGACUAG
Molecule: messenger RNA, 1728 nt
Organism: Geosmithia morbida
Lineage: Eukaryota; Fungi; Ascomycota; Sordariomycetes; Hypocreales; Bionectriaceae
Product: NDT80 / PhoG like DNA-binding family
Exons: 3
Coding region: 1-1728 (575 amino acids)
Biological process (GO): positive regulation of transcription by RNA polymerase II; meiotic cell cycle
Cellular component (GO): nuclear chromosome
Molecular function (GO): DNA-binding transcription factor activity; DNA binding
Source: RefSeq, a predicted model, not a curated record